Aspergillus viridinutans is the source of this 1614-nucleotide messenger RNA. Its product is annotated as high affinity methionine permease. Bases 1 to 1614 code for a protein of 537 amino acids. Gene Ontology annotation, cellular component: membrane. The transcript is spliced from 6 exons. The record is from RefSeq and is a predicted model, not a curated record. Gene Ontology annotation, molecular function: L-amino acid transmembrane transporter activity. Lineage: Eukaryota; Fungi; Ascomycota; Eurotiomycetes; Eurotiales; Aspergillaceae. Gene Ontology annotation, biological process: amino acid transmembrane transport.
AUGAGCGACCCGGUAACGGAAUCGGUUUAUCAGAAAGGCGCCAUGCCUGAGAGCAAGCCGUUCAACGAAACCCCACGGAGGGCGGACGGAGUCUCCCAGCUGUACGAGGGCAAUGUUUUUGAUGCGACACCGGACGACCGUCGCCAGAUCGGCGUCGUCAGUGCGUCUUUCCUGAUCUUCAAUCGUGUCAUCGGUACGGGUAUCUUUGCCACUCCGGCAACAAUCUUGGGAUUGUGUGGUAGUGUUGGUCUGUCGCUCUUCAUGUGGGUCGCGGGAACUGCCAUCGCCAUGGCAGGUACUGCGGUGUAUUUGGAAUGGGGUACUGCUAUUCCCAAGAACGGUGGCGAGAAGAAUUACCUCGAAUACGUCUACAGAAAACCCAAGUUCCUGGCUACGGCCAUGUUCGCUGCGUACGCCGUCUUGCUGGGGUGGGCCGCCAGCAACAGUGUCGUGUUUGGCGAGUAUAUCCUCAAUGGUGCCGAUGUGGAGGUCGGUCGGUGGAAUCAGCGCGGUAUCGGUUUGGCUUGUGUCACUGCUGCCUUCCUCAUCCACGCUCUUGCUGUGAAAUGGGGUCUCCGUCUUCAGAACUUGCUUGGUGUGAUCAAGCUGGUCAUUAUCGUGUUUGUCAUUGUCGCUGGCUGGGUAGCCCUAGCCGGUCAUACCAAGGUUGAGACGCCUCAUAACUUUAAGAAUGCUUUUGAGGGCACAACUGGCAGCGGUUAUGGUAUUGUCAUGGCUCUUUACAACGUCAUCUGGUCGUUUAUCGGAUACUCCAACGCCAACUAUGCUCUGAGCGAGACGAAGAACCCCGUGCGCACGCUGAAGCUUGCGGCGCCGAUCGCUAUUGGAUCCGUGGGUAUCCUCUACAUGCUGUGCAACAUCGCCUACUUUGCUGCCGUGUCCAAGGAAGAUAUGCUCUCAUCGGGCCAAACUGUGGCAGCUAAAUUCUUCGGGAACAUGUUCGGUGCUCGUGCGGAGAAGGUGAUGUCGGUCUUUGUGGCCUUGUCGGCUUUUGGAAAUGUGUUGUCCGUUAUCUUCUCUCAGGGACGAAUUGUCCAAGAACUUGGUCGUGAGGGCGUUUUGCCCUUCUCGAAGCUUUGGGCGAGUAACAAGCCGUUCCAUUCGCCAGCUGCCGGUCUGUUUGAGCACUGGGUCGUCUCAGUCAUCAUUAUGCUGGCUCCCCCGCCGGGUGAUGCGUACAAUUUCCUGCUCAACCUGAUCUCCUAUCCUCUAUCCAUCGUGAACGUCUUCGUGUCCGGCGGUCUUAUCUAUAUUUACCUCACACGUUCAACACGCUUUCCUGACUGGGCUCCAGGGAUCCGCGCGACCCUCCCAGUCACCAUCUUUUUCUUCCUGUCAAACGUAUACCUGGUCAUUGCACCAUACAUUCCACCCUCUGAGGGACAGAGUGUUUACAAAUCACUUCCCUACUACCUUCACUGUGUCGUGGCGCUCGGCAUCUUUGCCUUUGGCGCGAUAUACUAUGUGGUGUGGACGAUUCUGAUGCCACGCUUUGGUCGCUACAUGCUGGUCAAAGAAACCGUGGUCGACGCUGAUGGCUGGUCCAGAAGCGUUUUCACUCGGCUGCCGCUCGCGGAAGCUGAGCGAGUUUGA